ACUCAAACAAAUCAGUUCAGUUUUAUUCCCAGCGUUUUCGGUUACAAGUGCAUUAUAGUUUCUUAGUACGUCGAAAUGAAUAUUCGAUCGUAUGAUGUAGGCAGUCGUCAGCAAAACCGAUAUUGGUAUCCACAGUUGUCAUCUUCUUACAAAUUCUCCCAAUCAAAACUACGAUAUCUGGUGGUGAUUGAUUUCGAAGCCACAUGUUGGCCAAAAGUUGCUAGAGCUAUGCGUAAAAAUCAAGAAAUCAUAGAAUUUCCAGCCGUGCUGCUAAAUUUAAACACCGGCCACCUCGAGGAAAAAUUUCAGCAGUACGUGAAACCGGAAGAAAAUCCUCAACUUAGUCGAUACUGCAUUGAUCUAACCGGAAUCGGGCAGGAUCAAGUAAAUGCAGGUGUUCCGCUUACCACCUGCUUGCUGCUGUUCGACAAAUGGCUCAACCAAAUCUUGCCAAAACGAGGCUUGGUGCUUCCCAAAAGCAACCAGAAAAAUCCGGCAGUGAACGUUGCGUUUGCCACGUGGAGCGAUUGGGACUUGGGGGCAUGUUUGAACAACGAAUGCUGGCGAAAAGCGAUCAAUAAACCAGCUUACUUUGGUCAAUGGAUUGAUAUUUUUUACCAUCGGCAGUCGAGUUUCCCGGAAGCAUUAGCCCAGAGGGGUCUACAAUUCGAAGGUAAAGAACACUGUGGACUUGACGAUGCAAAAAAUCUGGCCCGGCUGAUAAUGCGGAUGGGCCAAGAUGGUGCCCUACCCUUCUUGGGAUGA
Uranotaenia lowii is the source of this 765-nucleotide messenger RNA. Its product is annotated as ERI1 exoribonuclease 2-like. Bases 76 to 765 code for a protein of 229 amino acids. Gene Ontology annotation, biological process: exonucleolytic trimming to generate mature 3'-end of 5.8S rRNA from tricistronic rRNA transcript (SSU-rRNA, 5.8S rRNA, LSU-rRNA). The transcript is spliced from 3 exons. Gene Ontology annotation, molecular function: nucleic acid binding; 3'-5'-RNA exonuclease activity. The record is from RefSeq and is a predicted model, not a curated record. NCBI's taxonomy places the organism in Eukaryota, Metazoa, Arthropoda, Insecta, Diptera, Culicidae.